UUUUUUUCAUCAAACCAAAUCAUGACUAAAGACUCAAAAUCUUGGAGACCUUUUACAGCUAAUUGUUGUUCAGCUGAUGAUCAAACAAUAUUUGGUAAUUUUAGUAGGUGCAAAACCUCGAAAUCCAAUUUUUCGAAGAAUAAUAUAGGUCCAUUACCAUCGUUUCGUAGGUUAUCAUUUUCGGAUUUGAGCAGAUCCUCGUCAACUCGAAUUAACGAGGAUCUUGCUCAAACAUUUGGACCUGACUUGUUUGAUUUCCAGGUGAGCGAAUUACGCGCGAUAACGCAGAAUUUUUCGACUAAUUAUUUGCUCGGAGAAGGUGGAUUUGGGACGGUACAUAAAGGGUAUGUUGAUGAGAAUUUGAGGAGUAGUUUGAAAUCUCAAGCUGUUGCUGUGAAGCUUCUUAAUAUUGAAGGACUUCAAGGUCAUAGGGAAUGGCUGGCGGAAGUAAUAUUUCUAGGGCAGCUAAGGCACAAAAACUUGGUAAGAUUGAUUGGUUAUUGUUGCGAGGAUGAAGAGCGCCUUCUUGUUUAUGAAUUCAUGCCUAAAGGCAGUCUUGAGAAUCAUCUCUUUAAAAGGUUAUCGAUGUCAUUGCCAUGGGGUACAAGAUUGAAGAUAGCAAUAGGAGCAGCCAAAGGCCUUGCUUUCUUGCAUGGAGCUGAAAAACCAGUGAUUUAUCGUGACUUCAAAACCUCCAACAUAUUGCUUGAUUCUGACUUUACUGCAAAAUUAUCAGAUUUUGGGCUUGCACAUAUGGGCCCAGAAGGAUCAAACACUCAUGUUACUACUAGAGUAAUGGGCACUUAUGGAUAUGCAGCCCCUGAAUAUGUUAACACAGGACAUCUUACAACGAGAAGUGACAUAUAUAGCUUUGGAGUAGUUUUACUAGAGCUACUAACAGGAAGAAGAGCAAUGGACAAAACAAGGCCCAAAAAUGAACAAAACUUGGUGGAUUGGACCAGGCCUUACUUGUCAAGUAGUAGAAGAUUGCGUUGUAUAAUGGACCCAAGAUUUGGUGGACAAUAUUCAGUUAAAGGUGCAAAAGAAAUGGCCCAUUUAGCUUCACUAUGCACAAGUUUGAACCCAAAAGAUAGGCCCAAAAUGCCAGCCAUUAUUGAAACAUUAGAAGCCAUUCAACCAUUAAGAGACAUGGCUGUGGCUUGUGGACAAUGGCCACCUUCACCAAAAUCAAGCAAUAAGUAUGUUGUUUAUGCACCAAAAGGAAACAAGGAUAGCAAAAUUGUGGUGAUUAAGAAUCCAAGGAUGGGUGUCAAUAGUAAGAGCAAGUAAAUGUAUGUAUGUAUGAUGAAAGAUUGUGCUUGAAAUAAUUAUAUAAUAUCUAUAUCUAUAAUUAUAUAUAUAUAUAUAUAUAUAUGAAUAUUGUAUUUAAAGUAUGGAGUUAAGGUGAGAUCUAAAUGUUUGUAGAUAAAUGAAAGUUACCACCAUAAGGUUUUAUGUAACAUUAUAACUUCCUUUUAGCAAUGUGAUAGUUUUGGAGGCAUUUUGAUGCACUCAUUUCUAUUUUUUA
This is a messenger RNA of Solanum lycopersicum (tomato), 1528 nucleotides long. Its product is annotated as probable serine/threonine-protein kinase PBL15. The record is from RefSeq and is a predicted model, not a curated record. Gene Ontology annotation, molecular function: protein kinase activity; ATP binding. Lineage: Eukaryota; Viridiplantae; Streptophyta; Magnoliopsida; Solanales; Solanaceae. Gene Ontology annotation, biological process: protein phosphorylation.